AGAGGCCAGACGACUUCCCGUCUCCCAACCCGGCGAGCCCCGCCCCACCGCCGGCCGCCGACCGCCAACCGUCAGCGCCGGGCACCAUCGCCUACGAGGUUGUGCCUCCGCCCCACGCCGCGCUGUCUCGACCCUCGACUCCUGCUUCCCGCCGGGCGUCGACUCCUGCUCCCCCGCUCCCGCCGCGCCCUGACACCUGCGCGGCUCGGGGCCUCCACGGCUGCACGCCUGCCUGCCUCCCGCCCGGCUGCCGGCCGCCCCGACGUGUCCGCGCUUGUGUUUGGUACUGCUGGUCCGUACUUCUUUCUCUCUCACUCUAAUCCAUGAUUCCAUUUAGUACUGAUUCUAUUUGUAUCGUUUCUGAAUUCAGACAUUGAGUAGCUAAUUGAAUAUUCCGUGCAUCCAUUUGUAUUGUUGUUGUGUGUUCUUGGUCCUUGAAUUGGCAUCGAUUCUACCAGUGGCAAUUGCAACUGUGGAAAAAGUAUUUUCUGGAAUCUAGUGAAGACUUAAAUGGGAAAUCGCAUGAGUGAUGAGUUAAUGAAUGAUUGUUUGGUCACUUUUAUUGAUGGUGAAAUUUUCUCUAAUAUAAGUGAGGAUGACAUAAUUCACACUUUCAUGGCCAUCAGGAAGCGUAUAUCAAAAGCAUUAGGCUAGACUAGUAUUGUCAUCUUCUAUUUAUGUAAAGGUUUUAUUGAUGUUACAGCUUUUUUAUAUCGUAAAUUAUUCGAGUUCUAAACUAAUUUGUUGAAUUGAAUGCAUCAUAGGACUUUUUUACUUAGCUAUUAGAUAAUACCGGAUCACACGCUUCGAAAUUUUUUGCUAGGACUACCCUAGUUUCAAUUCCUGGGUCUGCCGCUGGAUAAAAUAGAAGGAAGGGAGUCUACCGCCGCACUAGCCUCCUCUGUCGUCGAAGCCUGAAAGCUCACCCGGGAGGAGCUGCAUGCCGCCUGCUCGAGGAAUGUGUCACUGAGACCGGUACCUUGUCGGUCAGCUAACAAUGUCCGUUACCGGGUCGGCCAUUGGGCGCGGCGCGGCUCGUCCGCUCAUGCGGCUGGUCACCAUGAGUGGCGCGCCGAUCCUGCGGCAGCUGCACUUGGAGGAGCGGCUCCUGCGCCGCACAGAGGACAACUGGUGCAUCAUCAACGACAGCACGGCGCUCCCCACCAUUGUCAUGGGCGUGUCCGGGAGAGUCUCAGAGCUUGUUGAGAUAGAACCAGUCCUCCGGGAUCGGGUGCCUGUCAUCCGGAGGUUCAGUGGAGGUGGCACCGUCAUUGUUGAUCAGGGGACGGUGUUUGUGACAUUCAUAUGCAACAAGAGUGCCGUCGAAGGGUUGCAGCCCUUCCCGAGGGACAUCAUGUCAUGGAGUGGACAGUUAUAUGGCAAAGUGUUCGACAGAUUUGGUGAAUUUCAUCUGCGUGAGAAUGACUAUGCAUUUAGUCAUCGAAAGUUUGGCGGAAAUGCUCAGUCAAUAACAAAAAAUCGUUGGGUUCAUCACACAUCAUUUUUGUGGGAUUAUGAUGUGAAAAACAUGGAUUAUCUCAAAAUCCCGAAGCGUGCACCUGAAUAUCGACUGGCAAGAAAUCACACAGAUUUCUUGUGCCGCAUGAAGGAGUAUCUGCCUUCGCGGUCGGUCUUCACUGAUGGGGUCAUCACGGCCCUGGGAGAACACUUCUCAGUCCAACCCACAGACUUGGAAACUGUGCUUUCUCCCGACGAAGAAUUCUCGCCUUCAACAAAGCUGUUGUCUGAACAAGACCUAGAGGAAAUUGUUUCCUCCAAAGGAUCCUCCCAUAGAGUACAGAAAGCCGAAGAGGCACGAUCAUGAUUGCAGUGAACUCUUUUCUGCUGUGCAAUCUGAAAGCAAUCGUCGGCGAGUGGCACACUGAACCACUGACUUUGCUGCAUCUUAAUCCGAGCAAUUUUGCGCAUUUUUUUUUGCUGUGAUUGGAAGCAAUAUUGGAACGGUAAACCAGGAAAAAAAAUGUAUGCUCCUUGUCAGUAAUCCACCGUUUGUAGUUGCAGCUAUAUAUUCGUGCUAUUAUCUCUGAAGAACACACUCCUGGAAACCCUGUUGUAUUCA
Messenger RNA from Panicum virgatum (switchgrass), 2080 nucleotides. RefSeq names its product lipoate-protein ligase LplJ-like. Bases 998 to 1825 code for a protein of 275 amino acids. NCBI's taxonomy places the organism in Eukaryota, Viridiplantae, Streptophyta, Magnoliopsida, Poales, Poaceae. The record is from RefSeq and is a predicted model, not a curated record. Gene Ontology annotation, biological process: protein modification process. Gene Ontology annotation, cellular component: mitochondrion. The transcript has 4 exons.